UUGCAAUAUACAGAAAGAAUCCACACUACAUCUGGUGCUGAGGCUACGACGAGGUAUGCAAAUUUUUGUGAAGACCCUGACUGGUAAAACAAUCACUUUGGAAGUGGAGGCAUCAGUCACAAUUGAAAAUGUAAAGGCAAAAAUUCAAGACAAGGAAGGCAUCCCAUCAGACCAGCAGCGUCUGAUCUUUGCUGGUAAGCAGCUGGAAGCUGGGCGUACCCUGUCUGAUUACAACAUUCAGAUGGAAUCGACUCUGCAUCUGGUCCUUAGGUUGCGUGGUGGCAUGCAGAUUUUUGUUAAAACCCUGGCGGGCAAAACCAUUACAUUGGAAGUGGAAGCAUCGGACACCAGUGAGAAUAUGAAAGCGAAGAUCCAGGAUAGGGAAGGCAUUCCACCAGACCAACAGAGAUUGAUCUUUGCAGGAAAGCAGCUGGAAGAUGGUCGCACAUUAUCUGAUUACAACAAACAGUCUCUCACUUGCCCAAAGUACAUCACUCUGUGA
Molecule: messenger RNA, 502 nt
Organism: Schistocerca piceifrons (Central American locust)
Lineage: Eukaryota; Metazoa; Arthropoda; Insecta; Orthoptera; Acrididae
Product: ubiquitin
Exons: 1
Coding region: 56-502 (148 amino acids)
Biological process (GO): protein ubiquitination; modification-dependent protein catabolic process
Cellular component (GO): cytoplasm; nucleus
Molecular function (GO): protein tag activity; ubiquitin protein ligase binding
Source: RefSeq, a predicted model, not a curated record